UCCAAACGUGGGAACUAAUCAAAUCUCUGCCUCUCUUUUCUUGAUCCAAACUACCAAUUAAUACAUAUUAACACUCUGGAAUUCAUCAUGGCUUGACGAGCGGGAAGAAAGGUGGCGACAUAGUUCCACGAAGCGAAUGGACGGCGGCGAGGAUUUCGGGGAGGAGAAGGAUGUGACGAGCGAGGUGCAUCUUGGGUGUCCAUCUAAUUCCUCUGCCCUUCAUGUUACGUAUUUCACAAUCCCAAUCCCGACCGGUGUUGACAGCUGCAGAUGUAGCGGUCUGUUCAAAAGAAGAGAGCAAGUUCCCAUGGAUAAGCCUUUGGACGUAGAUGAUGAUGGUGAUCUUGUUUUGACCAGACGUAGUAGCUAUCAGGAUGGCGGGAAUGUUAAACUCGCUAUCCAGCAUAUUAUCACGUCAUCAAUACGGGGUGUUGGUUUACAGGUUUGGAAGGCUGAGCUAGUAUUGUCAGACUUCGUGCUGCAUAAAAUGCUUUUUUCGUCAGAAUUCGAUGGGAUUAUUUCAUUAGAACUUGGAGCUGGGACAGGACUCGUAGGUAUGCUGGUUGGACACGUGGCUAAAACAGUUUUCCUGACAGAUCAUGGUCACAAAAUCCUAGUUAAUUGUGGAAGGAAUGUUCAUCUUAAUCGCAACGUAUUGCAGUAUAAAGGUUCAAUCAAUAUACGCGAACUCGAUUGGAAAAAUUCCUGGCCCCCCAUUGUGAGACCGAGAAAUGAUUUUUUACAUGAAAGGGUUUGGUGGACCUCAUCCGAAGUUGAAGAAGCUGAGAAUGCUUCUGUCCUUCUAGCAGCAGAUGUAAUAUACAGUGAUGAUCUGACUGAUGCUCUUUUUGACUUGCUGGAGACACUAAUGUCAUUGGGUUCAGAGAAGGUUUUAUACUUGGCCUUGGAGAAGCGCUACAAUUUCAGCCUCGGUGACCUUGAUAUCGUGGCGAAUGGCUACUCUCAUUUCCGGAGUUAUGUAAGGAGCGAAGAAGAAUGUAAGGAGGAACUUGAGUCCUGCUCUCCAUUUGUGGGCAGAUGCAUCGACCUGUCCUGA
Molecule: messenger RNA, 1057 nt
Organism: Linum tenue
Lineage: Eukaryota; Viridiplantae; Streptophyta; Magnoliopsida; Malpighiales; Linaceae
Source: the annotation of a GenBank genome assembly